This is a messenger RNA of Scophthalmus maximus (turbot), 2097 nucleotides long. Its product is annotated as eIF5-mimic protein 2-A. Bases 45 to 1424 code for a protein of 459 amino acids. Gene Ontology annotation, cellular component: membrane; cytoplasm. The record is from RefSeq and is a predicted model, not a curated record. Gene Ontology annotation, molecular function: protein binding. The transcript is spliced from 12 exons. Lineage: Eukaryota; Metazoa; Chordata; Actinopteri; Pleuronectiformes; Scophthalmidae.
CCUGCACAAGUGUAGUGACCCAGACUGAUUCGGUGUUACCGCGCAUGCGCCCUUGUGUCACACAUCUUACAUUUCCCCUGCAGCUGUUAAUAUUAGCGUUCGGGGCUGUUCGUUUUUACUCCACGUCCCCUUUUUGCGCAGUAAGAGGAUUUCGAGUAUCUUUUAUGAGUAACCAAAGGCAGCAGAAGCCUACGCUAACAGGCCAGCGUUUUAAAACUCGCAAAAGAGAUGAAAAGGAGAGGUUUGACCCCACCAACUUUCAGGAAAGUAUCGUACAAGGUCUGAACCAAACUGGCACUGAUUUGGAAGCUGUCGCAAAGUUCCUCGAUGCCUCUGGUGCCAAACUCGACUACAGGCGCUAUGCUGAGACUCUGUUUGACAUCCUGGUGGCUGGUGGAAUGCUCGCCCCAGGAGGUACCUUGGCAGAUGACAUGACAUGCACAGACUUCUGCCUCUUCAAAGCACAAGAGGACAUGGAGACUAUGCAGGCAUAUGCACAGGUCUUUAACAAGCUCAUCAGGCGCUACAAAUACUUGGAGAAAGGAUUUGAGGAGGAGAUUAAAAAGCUGCUGCUGUUUCUCAAGGGCUUCACGGAGUCUGAGCGCAACAAGCUGGCCAUGCUAACAGGAAUUCUUCUGGCCAACGGCAAUAUCUCCGCAUCCAUCCUCAGCAGCCUGUUCAACGAGAACCUGGUUAAAGAAGGUGUUUCGGCAUGCCUCGCUGUGAAACUCUUCAAAUCCUGGCUUUCUGAAAAGGACAUCAACUCUGUGGCUGCCAGUCUCCGCAAGGUUGGCAUGGACAACAGGCUCAUGGAGCUGUUCCCCGCCAACAAGCGCAGUUGCGAGCACUUCUCCAAGUACUUCACGGACGCCGGGCUCAAGGAGCUCUCGGGCUUCGUCAGAAACCAGCAGUGCAUCGGCGCUCGCAAGGAGCUGCAGAAAGAUCUCGAGGAGCAGAUGUCACGUGGGGACCCCCUCAAAGACAUCAUCGCCAACGUACGGGAGGAAAUCAAGAAGAACAACAUCUCUGAGCAGACGAUGAUCGGACUCAUCUGGUCCAGUGUAAUGAGCUCCGUGGAGUGGAACAAGAAGGAGGAGCUCGUCACAGAGCAAGCCAUCAAACUUUUAAAGCAAUACAGCCCACUGUUGAAGGCUUUCACCUCCCAGGGCCUCUCUGAACUUACUCUGCUGCUGAAGAUCCAGGAGUACUGUUAUGACAACAUCCACUUCAUGAAGGCUUUCCAGAAAAUCGUUGUGCUGCUAUACAAAGCGGACGUCUUGAGCGAGGAGGCAAUUUUGAAGUGGUACAAUGAAGCCCACCUGGCCAAAGGAAAGAGCGUCUUCCUCGAACAAAUGAAAAAGUUUGUGGACUGGCUCAAGAAUGCAGAGGAAGAGUCUGAGUCCGAGGAUGAGGAGGCAGACUGAGGACCGCGAGCUGUAACUACCAUCUUUACAGAAACACGGCACCAGAUGCAGUAGAAGAAUUUGGAACAGAAAGUCUGUCUAUUUCAGUUUUUUCUUUUCCUUUUCUAUUCUCUACCUCCGCCAUAUCUAGUUCAACCGUGAUGUAAGGGCUUUUAUACUGUUUUUAUUUCCAACAUGUUUUCUGUGUGAAUCAAUACUUAAUACUCUCCUUUCUACUCUCCGGGAGUCAGUCACAGUGCCACAGUUAACUAAAUAGAUUGAAAGCCCUUUCAUGGAAUAAAAAAGGGGAUAUUUUUUUCGAAAGAUUGUUCCCUUUUAGAAUUAGCCAGACAUAUUUCACAGUUAUUGUAUUUAGUCAUGGAACUCUUUUAUUUGCCAGAGGUCUUUCUGCGUGGCCGUGAUAUCUCGGUCCUCCCAAAAGGCGAACUGGUUUUCGUCCCCUCAUUUUUUUUACGUCUUUGCCAAUGAUUUUACAACUUUUAAUUUAUCGCCAGUUUUUAGAUUCUGUCUCCCAUUAUGGGUGCCGUUUCAAAACGGUGAUGGUGGCAACCGGGCAUAAAAAUGAUAUUUAAUAGACCUUAUGUAUACAGAACCAUGCUUACUUUGUAAGUUGUUUUUUCUUCCUUGACCAUACCGUUUGACUUUUUAAAAUAAAUGGAUAUCCAUGCUUUCA